This is a messenger RNA of Pomacea canaliculata, 576 nucleotides long. Its product is annotated as membrane frizzled-related protein-like. The record is from RefSeq and is a predicted model, not a curated record. Gene Ontology annotation, molecular function: protein binding. NCBI's taxonomy places the organism in Eukaryota, Metazoa, Mollusca, Gastropoda, Architaenioglossa, Ampullariidae. The transcript has 3 exons. Bases 1 to 576 code for a protein of 191 amino acids.
AUGUUGCUAAAAUACUCCGAUUGGGGCUACUCGACCAUACCAUCUAACUACAACUGCCAGGUGACCAUCCUAAGCGCCAGUCCAGGCCGGGGCAUUCAGGUGCGAUUCAGGACUCUGGAGACGACCAUCUCCGUUGGUUGUAGCCAAGUCAGGUUAACUGUCGGCGACAGGACAAGACCACUUACACCCACCAAUGGGGUUUGCGGUUUUAUAUCGCCCCCGACUGCGAGGACGACAGAUGACAGAGUCUACGUCACACUUACCACAGACAACACAUUUCUACAUAGUGGUUACUUCGAGCUGCUGCUGACAGAGUUCAACUAUUUAGUAAAUGGAAACUGCACUGGUAACGAUUUCAAGUGCAACAACAAUAUCUGCAUCUCCGCCAAUCUGAAGUGCAACGGCUACAACGACUGCGACGACGACUCCGACGAGAUUGAGGGCUGCGGGCUGACGACUUUGACAGCAGGCGUUAUCGUCGGGAUCGCCUUAGCCAUCAUUGUUUUCCUUAUCGUAGUUAGUGUUUUAGGUGUCUUCUAUCGCCGACGUCGACGAUACAUCACUAUAGUUGGAUAA